GAUGACCCAUUUUUUGGUUUCAAUAAUGGUGGCUGGCUGAGCAAGCCUGCCCGUGCUCUUGCUGACCACGCUACCCGUGCGGGUGUCUUCGGGUAUGCUCCAGCAGCCCUUUCGCUACCGCCUCUCCCAAGGCUGCCUGAUCCUGGUGUCCCGCCUGAGGGAAUUCCUAAAUAUGACAUUGUAAUUGCCGGUCUGGCCCUAUAGGAGCCACAUAUGCUCGCCUGCUCGUCGAAGCAGGGUUCAAUGUGGCUAUGUUUGAUGUUGGGGAAAUCGACUCUGGUCCCAAGCGUGGGUCCCACAAGAAGAAUGCUAUUGAGUACCAGAAGAACAUCGACAAAUUUGUCCACGUCAUUCAGGGCCAACUGAUGCCCGUAUCGGUGCCCAUAAAUAAGCUUGUUGCCGACACCCUCAGCCCGAGUAGCUGGCAAGCAUCGAGGCACUUUGUGCGCAAUGCCUCCAACCCAGAGCAGAAUCCUUUCCGUAACUUAGGUGGACAGGCUGUCACGCGUGUUGUCGGUGGCAUGUCUACCCAUUGGACCUGUGCGACACCACGGUUCCACAGAAUGGAGCGUCCUAAGCUAGUGAGGGACGAUAACGCCGCAGAUGACGAAGAAUGGAACCGCCUCUACCGCGAGGCCGAACAAUUCAUCGCGACCGGACAUUCGCAGUUCGAGCGGUCGAUCCGACACACACUCGUGCUCGAAACCCUUCGGGACUCGUACAACGGGACACGCGCGUUCGAGCAGAUCCCUCUCGCCGCUACGCGCACGGACCCCGACAGCCAAUUCAUUCAAUGGAGCUCUGCGCACACGGUCUUCGACCUCGAGGACCGACCGAACACGACGCACCCUGGCGAGCGGUUCAACCUCUUUCCUGGCGUCAAGUGCACGCAGGUUAUUCGCAACAGCGAGAAUACUGCGAUAAAGUCGAUAAGGGUCCAGGACGUCACUGCGCCCAACAGCGCCCCCGUAGAGAUCAGCGCUGAUGUAUUCAUCCUCGUCACAGGAGCUGUGCAUAACCCUCAGAUCCUCGUUAACUCAGGUUUCGGCAAGCUCGGGCGUCCCGAUGCCUCGGAUGCCAAUGAGGGGGUUCUGCUGCCCUUCCUCGGGAGCUUCAUCACCGAGCAGACGCUGGCGUUCUGCCAAACGGUGCUCAGCAAGGAGCUCGUGAACAACGUCAAGGCAGACAUGCGCGUUUCGGGCACUCCUGGCCAACCCGAUUACAAAGUUGAAUGGACUUCGGGUGACCCGGCCAACAAGCAUCCGGACUGGUGGAAUGAGAAGGUAUGGAAGCAUAUGAUGGAGCACCAGGAGGAUCCGCUACCUAUUCCGCUUCAUGAUCCCGAGCCCCAGGUCACCACCCUCUUCGAGGAUAGUCACCCAUGGCAUACUCAGAUUCAUCGUGACGCCUUCAGCUACGGUGCUGUCGCGGAGAGUAUUGACACCCGACUCGUCGUCGACUGGCGCUUCUUCGGGCGCACGGAACCAAAGGAGGAGAACAAGCUUUGGUUCUCGAAGCAGAUAACGGACCAGUACGGUAUGCCCCAGCCAACGUUUGACUUCCGCUUCCCCGAUGGAAUUACGAGCCAGGACGCGGACCGCAUGAUGACUGAUAUGUGCGAGAUGUCCUCGAAGAUCGGUGGAUUCCUCCCGGGCUCGAACCCGCAGUGGAUGGAGCCCGGCCUCGUCCUUCACCUUGGUGGGACGCACCGCAUGGGAUUUGAUGAGCAGGAAGACAAGUGUUGUGUCGAUACCGAUUCGAAAGUCUUCGGCUUCGAGAACCUCUUCCUCGGCGGUUGCGGUAACAUCGGGACGGCGUAUGCCUCCAAUCCGACGCUCACUGCAAUGGCGAUGGCGAUUAAGAGCUGUGAAUACAUCAAAAAGAACUUCAAGCCGAGUGAGAUCGGUUCCAGUGAUAAUCGAGCUUGGAUUCGAGGAGCCGCAUAG
Molecule: messenger RNA, 1946 nt
Organism: Gloeophyllum trabeum ATCC 11539
Lineage: Eukaryota; Fungi; Basidiomycota; Agaricomycetes; Gloeophyllales; Gloeophyllaceae
Product: pyranose 2-oxidase
Exons: 16
Coding region: 252-1946 (564 amino acids)
Molecular function (GO): pyranose oxidase activity; flavin adenine dinucleotide binding
Source: RefSeq, a predicted model, not a curated record